GUCUCUCUCUCAUGGAGAAUUGUAAGCAGCCACUUCUCUCCCAAAGUGAAGAUGAGCAAAUGUAUCCAGAUAAUCCACACGGCAUUCUGAUAGCAUCAAAUAGUUCUUUCUAUACAUCGUCCUUCGUUGUCGAUGAAAAUGACAUCCAGCCCAUCAAUGGAGUUAGAGAUUUCUUCAGAGAGUUCAAGGUUGAGUCAUGGAAGCUCUGGUACAUCGCCGGACCGGCCAUCUUCACCUCCAUUUGCCAAUACACCCUCGGUUUCAUUACUCAGACCUUCGCCGGCCAUCUCGGAACUCUUGAACUCGCCGCCAUCUCCAUCGAGAACAAUGUCAUCGCGGCCCUCUCUAUUGGGAUCAUGUUGGGAAUGGGGAGUGCACUGGAAACACUUUGUGGACAAGCUUUUGGAGCUGGGCAGAUCAAUAUGCUAGGGAUCUACAUGCAGAGAUCAUGGCUUAUCCUCAAUGCCACUGCCCUAAUACUGAUGCAAGUCUACAUCUUCGCCGCGCCGCUUUUGAGGCUCAUCGGACAGACAGAUGAGAUAUCGGAGGCAGCCGGAACUUUAGCAGUGUGGAUGAUUCCUCAGCUCUUUGCUUACGCGAUGAACUUUCCGAUAUCAAAGUUCUUGCAGGCGCAGAGCAAGAUCACGGCAAUGGCGGUGAUCUCCGCGGUGGCUUUACUCUUCCACACCUUCUUCAGCUGGUUGUUUAUGCUGAAGUUGGGGUGGGGACUGGUGGGUGGAGCCAUUGUGCUGAACUUGUCAUGGUGGUUCAUAGUGGUGGCUCAGCUUCUGUAUAUCCUGAGUGGGACUUGUGGUAGUGCUUGGUCUGGCUUUUCAUGGAAGGCCUUUCAGAAUCUGUGGGGGUUCGUUAGGUUGUCUCUUGCAUCUGCUGUAAUGAUCUGCCUGGAGAUAUGGUAUCUUACUGUAUUAAUUCUCUUUGCUGGAUUUUUAAAGAAUGCAGAAGUUUCGGUGGACGCCUUCUCCAUAUGCAUGAACAUCUUGGGCUGGAUAAUCAUGGAAGCUAUUGGAUUGAAUGCAGCCGUAGGAGUAAGAGUGUCAAAUGAACUCGGUGCAGCCCACCCUAGAACGGCCAAAUUCUCGGUGAUUGUGGUUGGAAUAACUUCAUUCUUGUUUGGCCUCUUCCUCGCAAUGAUUUUGAUGAUUACCCAGAAGCAGUACCCGUCCAUAUUUACAGACAAUGCAGAAGUCAAAGAGCUUGUAUAUGAGCUAACACCAUUGCUAGCACUUAGCAUUGUCAUUAACAAUGUUCAACCUGCUCUCUCCGGGGUGGCCAUAGGAGCAGGAUGGCAAGCACUUGUUGCAUAUGUGAACAUUGGGUGCUACUAUGUGUUUGGUGUCCCUGUGGGUCUCAUCAUGGGUUACAAACUUGGCAUGGGCGUCAAGGGAAUUUGGUGGGGAAUGCUGUGUGGAACAGUUUUACAGUUGUUCGUCCUUUUCUGGAUUAUUUAUAAAACAAAUUGGAAAAAGGAGGCUUCUAUUGCUGGUGAAAGAAUAAAACAAUGGGGAGGGGAAUCAGAUGUGGUAGAGCAUGAUGUAGAAAGAAGAAACCGAGACGAGAAAGCGUAACAGAAGAAGCCAUGCAUGAACAAAAUUUUGGCAAAAUUUAUUUAUUUACAAGUGAAGAAUAAUCCAACCUUGUAUCACCUUCCUUAUCCAAACAGAUUCAAUUCUUCUCAACCUGAUCACAUCAAAUUGAUCCCUUCUACUCCUCUUCUACUUCUUGUGCUUGAAAAUUCUUGGCCUAAAGUUGAAUUGGCUCAUCUUCUUCACACACACACACACACACACACCACACACACACAGUUGGUAUGCUCUUGGAUGAAGUGGUGGUGGUUGUUUUCUGGUUUUUUGAUGUACUUUUGUAUUCUUGCUGUUGUUUGGAUUUAGCCUCUCUGGUUUUCUUUUUGGUCUGCCAUGGCCUGUAACUUGGUUUGCUCUGCAACUUUGUUGGAUAUGUAAAAUCUUAUUUAAGAAAAUAAAUAAAUACUAAUAAUAAUCCAUUGUUUCAUCAAUGAUAUAUUUCAUUGGCAAAAUACAGUGCUUCUUUAAAAGUCUAGUUUUUUUUUUAAUUUUUUUUUAAUUUUAAUUUUUAUUUUUUAUCCUGAUUUUAUUGACAGUACUUUUGUGCUACAUUUUGAAAAUAUAUAUAUAUAGACACACAUACAAUGCCCAUUUUUCUCGAAAGAUUAUAUGUAUC
Molecule: messenger RNA, 2217 nt
Organism: Cornus florida
Lineage: Eukaryota; Viridiplantae; Streptophyta; Magnoliopsida; Cornales; Cornaceae
Product: protein DETOXIFICATION 29-like
Exons: 8
Coding region: 12-1586 (524 amino acids)
Biological process (GO): xenobiotic detoxification by transmembrane export across the plasma membrane
Cellular component (GO): vacuolar membrane
Molecular function (GO): antiporter activity; xenobiotic transmembrane transporter activity
Source: RefSeq, a predicted model, not a curated record